Messenger RNA from Thlaspi arvense, 1092 nucleotides. The record is from the annotation of a GenBank genome assembly. Lineage: Eukaryota; Viridiplantae; Streptophyta; Magnoliopsida; Brassicales; Brassicaceae.
AUGGGAGGCAACUUUGACUACCAUCAACAUUUUAGGCUGGAAAAUCACUUCUUUAUUGAUCCGAAGAAGAUCAUGAAGUUCUGGAGAAAUAAUGGUAAAAAGUGGAGGAAACACUGGUUCUUGGACAAUGGAAGCACUUUUCUCAAAGAGCUCAUUGCUGGAUGCAACGGCAAAACCAAUCCUAUCCGAAGCUUUUCUUCCGAUCAGAUCCUCAAGGCCACAAAUGGCUUCGACCCAAGCCGCUAUGUCACUAGUGACCUUUACUUCACCUGGUUCACAGGUAGCAUCGAAGACAGAUCUUACAUGAUCAAGAUGUUUCCGGAGGAGAAAGUCAGAGGAGAUGGAGAUGGAAUUGGAGCUGUUUACAACGACAUUGUCAUAUCUGCUCGUGUUACCAAUCACAGUAAUUUCCUGAAGCUAUUGGGAUGCUGUCUCGAGUUCCCUUGUCCGGUUCUGGUGUUUGAAGACGCAGAAAACGGAGCUCUAGGCCACCAAGGAGGUAUCGGUUCCAAGGACACAGAGUUCUUGCCUUGGGAUGUAAGAUUAAAAGUGGCAAAGGAGAUCGCAAAUGCAGUAACUUAUCUUCACACGGAGUUCCCCAGGAUCAUUGUGCACAGAAACAUAACUCCCAUGAAUGUUUUCUUGGACAAGAACUGGACUGCUAAGCUGUCUGAUUUCUCGCUUGCUCUAACUCUCCCGGAAGGGAAAUCCCAAAUGGAAGAUCAAGUGAUGGGAUGGCCUGGAUACUUGGAUCCUUCGUAUCUCCAAACAAGUAUCGUUACAGAGUAUGCUGAUGUUUAUAGCUUUGGAAUCUUUAUGAUGGUUCUUCUUAUUGGAAGACAUGGUAUGGCUCCUCGAUCAGAUGUGCGCUUCAUCGAUAUCCGUAACUACGUAAGAGGCUUACAAGAGAAAGGCGAGUUUGUCGAGACCAUAUACCGGGUUGGAGUGAGAGAUAUUGCGGAGGCUGUAAGAUCUCAGGUGGACAAGUUUGUGGAGUUAACGUUCAGAUGCUGCGAGAAGAGUGUGAAGAAUAGACCGAAGAUGAUCGAUGUCGCCAAGGAGCUCAAACGGAUUGAGAGAUCACUAAGUUGA